AUGUCGUCCGCAACCACAUUCUACGACUUCAAGCCUCUCGAUCCCAAAGGCACCCCCUUCGACUUCACCCAACUCCACAACAAAGUCGUCCUGAUCGUCAACACCGCCUCAAAAUGCGGCUUCACCCCGCAAUUCGCCGGCCUCGAAGCCCUCUACAAAGACAUCCAAGCCACCCACCCCUCCGACUUCACAAUCCUCGGUUUCCCCUGUAACCAAUUCGGCUCGCAGGACCCCGGCACCGACGACGAGAUCCAGAGCUUCUGCCAGCGGAACUACGGCGUCAGCUUCCCCGUCUUGGGGAAAGUGGAUGUUAAUGGGGAUAAGGCGGCGCCGCUGUGGGCGUGGCUGAAGCAUGAGAAGCCGGGCAUCAUGGGGCUGGAGCGCGUGAAGUGGAAUUUUGAAAAGUUUUUGAUUGGAAAGGAUGGGAAGGUUAAGGGGAGGUGGGCGAGUACGACGAAGCCGGAGGCGUUGAAGGAGGCGAUCCUGAAGGAGUUGGGCGACGCUGGGAAGAAGAGUGAGUUGUAG
Messenger RNA from Pseudovirgaria hyperparasitica, 525 nucleotides. RefSeq names its product glutathione peroxidase. Gene Ontology annotation, molecular function: glutathione peroxidase activity. The transcript is spliced from 2 exons. The coding region runs from base 1 to 525 and encodes 174 amino acids. Gene Ontology annotation, biological process: response to oxidative stress. The record is from RefSeq and is a predicted model, not a curated record. Lineage: Eukaryota; Fungi; Ascomycota; Dothideomycetes; Acrospermales; Acrospermaceae.